This is a messenger RNA of Paramisgurnus dabryanus, 5100 nucleotides long. RefSeq lists its product as uncharacterized. The record is from RefSeq and is a predicted model, not a curated record. Lineage: Eukaryota; Metazoa; Chordata; Actinopteri; Cypriniformes; Cobitidae.
CAGUCUCACGGCAGUUCGUGAUUUGGUCACGUAAUUUAAUCUAUUUAUUCGUGGCAGGGGCACGUUUAUUUCGUUAUUUUCGUAAUUGCAGCACGUUUUUUAAACUAAUGCAUUUCAAUUGGAUGCAUCUUUCGUGCAAUAGCACGAUUCUUUCUGCCAGUCGGGCUGCAGCGGAGAAACUGUUUAAUCAACAUUUAUUCACGAGAUCUUAUCACGGUGCUGCUGGCUGCUAGCCAUUUUGGUGGGCUAACCAUAAUUCCUUUAUGAUUUUAAACAUACAGACAGUUUGCCAGUGUUUUAUAUACUGUCAAAGUUCGUCAGGGGCUGCGCAAAUUGCGCAAUCCGACGGAGUUGUUGGGGGCACAUCUAGAGCAAUUAAAUUCUCUUGUUAUGCAUGUUUUGUUAUGCCUGAAAGGUGCCUAAUAAUACUGAAAUAAUAUCGGCAUUAUAAUGUUUAUUGAUUUUUCAUUAGGAUAUUUUUGGUGACCCUUCAGCCAGUCGGUGUUACGCACAGCGCGUCGUGGGCAUUGGUGGCAGUGGCGGCACUGAAUAUUAAUUAUGUAUUAUUAUUUCUGUCUGUAUCGGUUAUUAUUUCGAAGCUGGGUUGCUUUGCUGUUUUUUGAUAUUUUUAAAACUAUAACGCUUCAUCUAUCAACAUUUACUUAGAUGUUAAUCAUUGUAUUCAUUCAUUUCUUUAUUUUAAUAAUAUUUUUUCGGUUUUAUUACCGGUGAAAUAUUACAGUAAGCCAGAACACGGGCCGAGCGGGGCUCAUUCUAAGCCCAUUAGCCACAAUGUAAUGCGGACAUUAUUUCACAGAAUCUGACAGCGAUCAGCGAGGUCAUUAACGACAGUAUAUGUUAUCACAUUUUUAAGCAGCCUUUACAAUUUAUUUUAGAGUCUUAGUCCAAAGUUUUUAAAAAACGAAAAGCCCAGAUCUGUGACGUAGGCCUAUCUCUGCUAAAUACAAUUUAAAAACGUUUAUGAUGCUCUUUAUUUUAAGUUUCCCUUUUUUGUUAUUUUUAUUUAAAGUAUAUUGUUUAUAAAUGUGAAGUGUAAAGUAAUAUGUCAAGGAAUUGAUAUUGAAUUCUGUCAUUUUAAAACUUCAACAAAAAUUAAAAAAGAACCAGUGCGCACCUUAUAGCAAAAAAAACUUUUAAUUUGUGUUUUUGUCACCAGCAAUACAGUACGUUUAGUGAGUUUCUUCGGAUGCCCUGUUGAAAUAAAAAAAAAAUAUUGUGAUUAAUUUAAUUUAAUUUUCGUUUUUAAUUUUUUUUUUUUUUACAAUAUCCGGAUGAGGGGUUGGAUGACGGAGCUCUCGUCUCGCGCCAAUUACUUACUUCCUCUCUGGAGUCGUUGAGUAAGAUUCUACCAACCUAACUUACCUGCUAUCACUAGUAGAUCACCACACCCAAAGGCCCUUUUAAGCGCCAACCUAUCUGAAUUUGUGCACUGUUUGUCUUUCGGCCUGUCUCUUAUCUCUGUCUGCCCCUUUGUCCAUCUUAGUGUCUGUCGUCUUUUUUCUGUCUGCCCCUCUGUCCAUCUUAGUGUCUGUCUUUUUUCUGUCUGCCCCUCUCUCCGUUUUUGUGAUGAACACUACACGUGUCACCGACUGUCAAGAUGGCAGUUACAUGGAGGGGAGACGGAUGGCUCUUGAAAUGAGCUUAGAACAUGUUCUGACGGAAGCCAGGAAAGAAUCCAAGGAGCAGAGGCAAGUUUCCCGUCCGCCAAUCCCAAAAAGGGUGUGUUUAGGGCUUGGCAAGCCAAGGGGGAGGCGUGGGGGGAGGCGUGGAGGGCGCCCCAAAGCCUCAGCUACCGUUCCACACAACCAGAUCAGGGACUACUUGGUCAAUGAAGAGCUUCCUGCAGCCAGUCUUGAUCCUCAAGUGGAAUUUGAAAAAAACAUGGAGAGCCUCUCUGCUAUGAUGUCUGAAUCCCCUGAAGUCCAGAGGGCAGCAUCAUCAUGGACUUUCAGGCAGCAACAAGCCGCACAGAGAUGGAAGGAGGCAAGGCCAUUUCACCUUAAAUGCCUCAUCCAAACUCAGGAUGUUGGCCAACCAUUUUGUAGCCAUUGCAGCAAGCCUGCUGUUGUAAGAUGCAGAGAGUGCCUACCAGACCAGUGGUUCUGUGAAACCUGCGAUACCAGUAAUCACAGGAGAUGGCCACUCCACGAUAGGGAGUCAGUCCUUGAGGGCUUUUUUAAAGCUAUUCCCCCAUCCACAUAUUUUGUAGGAGGGGAGGGAGGUUACACCUCACAUGACCAAGCUUGUAUUUUGCCAACGGUGAGAGUGACUCAGAAAUGUCCCUGUGAAGUCCCUAGUAUAACUGUGUCACCUGGCAAAGCAGUCAUUUUAAUUUCCAUCAAUGGGCGUUAUGACAUGCACCAGCCAUUGUUUGCAUGCCAAACAUGCCAGCAGCAGUGGGCUCCAGAGUUCAUGGACCUCGUGAACAGUGGAUACUGGCCAGCUUCCACCAGCUCUUCUACUCUGUAUACCCUCAAUCUUUUCAGCAGUGUAAGAGAACUGAAAAUCAUUGCGCCGGCACUGUCCAGACAAGCCUUUGCAAAGCUGUUGGAACAUCGUACAAAGUGUGGUGGGCGGUCAGGACCAGUAUGUGGGGACACGCUGCAGCGCAGCUUUCUGGAGUUUUCCUAUUGUGCUUUUGAGGAAGACAACUUGUCCUGCGGUGCACCUUUCACCUGCCCCGCUUGCACCCCAGACAUGCUGGCAAUUUCUGUGGAUGGCAACAGGAAGCUAUACCGGUUUCUUCGAAACGGAAGCUCUGACUCUUCAUUUUUUGAAGGGGCAUUUAUUGCAGAAGACAAAUCUGUGUCUGCAUUUGUUGAUGCCUUGCAUAAAGCUGUGAAACAGCUACCUGGACAAGGCAGAUGUGGGAGCUCUUCGUGGACAGCAGCGAAGGAGACUUCUAGGAGGACCUUCAAGUUGGACGAAGAGGGCAUGGAGGUUGCGGUGUGUCGGCAUGGUUUCCUCCUUAAAGCACUUAACAUGUUUAGAGGUGAAAUCUUUGCCUACCCCAUGUAUCUGCACAAGGAGUUGAUGAGUUCAAAGCCAAGGUUUAUCGCCAUGGAUGUAAUGUGUAAAUACUGGCCAUAUUUACACAAAUCAGCAAACAUCCUUCCUGAUCUCCAGGGGCUAACAUCAAUCAGACCUUUUUUAAGUGUCAUGCAUGCUACAGCACAUUCCACCAAGUGUGAGAUUACAUGGAGUGGCAAAAACCAAGAAGGAGCAGGGUCAACUGCGGGGGAGGAAGUUGAACAGGUGAACAGCUACCUCUCCCGCUGUGCAUUAACGACCAAAUACAUGUCGAAAGGAGCACGUGUGGAUAUGCUUACCAUCCAUGCUAUGGCCUGGAACGACAAAAAAAACACUACACUACAUCGGGCAUUGUCGGCAAGAUAUGUGAAGACUUGCCAGAGGCUUCAGGAGGAGACUGCAAGUCUAGCGGAGCUUAAAGAAAGCUUGGCUUGCACCGAUGAAGCAGUGUGGGUUUCUGAUGUGAGGGAAUGGGCAGCUGGUGACACAACAGGUACUUCCCUUGAGCAGUCCAUUGAGGGACGUUACCUUAACCUCAGGCAGCGGAAGCAGGCUCUGUACCGCCAAAAUGAUAGUGGCAAGUUCCGUCACCGGCUGCGGAGGAAAAUUGCUGAGAGCAAGAGACUGCUAGUGAAAGACAUUGAGACCUAUAAUAGUCAUGAGCCUGCCAUGCCAAUUGAUUUAAAUGAAGUGGAGCAGUCGCUAUCAGGAGACAACCCAUCCCCAACAUGGCCAUGGGAGGUUCAUGGCAGUGCACAAAUCGAAGACAAGUUAAAAGUUUUUAACAAAGCCAUGCUGAAAAUGAGACUGGAGGAGGAAAGGACAAUACUUGUUCAGGAGAUGGCCCAGCACUGCUCAUGGUUGCAGAGGUUGCAGGCAACUCUUACAAGAAAAACUUCAGAGGAAGACAAGCGAAACAAGGGCCUUUCCUGUCUCUGCAGAAGACGACUGUCUGAAGUUUCGGAUCUGUUGAAAGAGGUGCUCUUACAAUACAAGGCUGUUUUAGGCCCUCAGGGCUCUGCUAUAGAACUGGAAGAGAAUGAAAGUGAUUUCAGCAGUCCAGACACCAGUGAAAAUGAAGAGGAGGAGUGCAGGGAGGAGCUACCGGGCAGGUGUAUGUAAUUGCUUGAUUGCGGCCUGGGGAGUGUAAAAGGACUUCAUGGAUGUAAUUCCGGGAUUCUUCCGUGUGGCUCAAUCAGCUCCCUUGUUCAGUAGUCAGGGCACUGAUCAGGGAGUCGGCCAUUUUAAGGGCUGUCUCAAUUGCAAAAUCCGUUCAGUGCACUGGAACAUUCUUUCCUUAAAAAUUCCCACAAUGCAACGCAACAACCAGUGAGCAUCCAUGGUCCCUAUGUUCCCUAACCGGAAAUCACGUAACCUUUUCUGAAGCUCGCCAACCGAACAUCAUGUGAUCCAACUCAAUAAGUUUUAUGAAAUGUUACAGAACUUUUAUAAAGACAAACGUUUGUUUUAGUUGUAAAUAUAAACACACAUUGCUACACAGUAAGGGACCACAAUCUACUCAAUAUUUAAAAUAAUAAUAUUUAUUUAAAAUUGUAAAUAUAUUUAUUACAUUUAAAAUGUAAUUAUAUGCCUCCAAUUUUAUGCACAUAUAUGUAAGAGAAUAAUGACAGCAUUUUUCACAAUGUACUGUUUUUAAAAUUAAGUCAGAGAGAUGUUGGUUUUGCUGGUUGUUGAUGAGUAUCAGCUGUGAGUGAUUACAACGCGCUUAAGCAGCCACGUGACAGAAAAAUAACUGAACAGUGUCCCAAUGUGAAGUGAGCUAGGGUCCUUACCAGUGCCCGAACCUGUGUACAUGAUAUACUGAUUCACAACCUCGGGAGCUAGGGAACGAAUUGAGACACACGGCUUCUCUCCUGUAUCACAUUGUUUUGUUUUUUGUUUGCCUUUUUGUCAUAUGACUGAUUACGCCACACUUUUAUUUCAUACCAUAUCAUUUAUACUGAUUAUUGCUUAUUUCUCAUUUUUCGUCUUGCAUAUUUACUGUAAUAAAUUACUAUAAAAUAAACAAAUCACUUUUUUGUAUCUUUA